CAUUGCCACAGAUACACAGCACUGUGCUACAGGGAGAAAAGCUCCAUCGUAUAUUUCAUUAUGUUUUAGAUAACCUGGUGAAUGUUAUGAAUGGAUACUGUCUUCCAGAGCCUUACUUCAGCACCAAGUUAAAAGACUGGGUGGAGCGAUUAAUGAAGACCCUCAGGGAUCCAUCUCUUCCUUUAUUGGAACUCCAGGACAUUAUGACCAGUGUAUCUGGACGUAUUCCACCAAAUGUGGAGAAAUCAAUCAAGAAAGAAAUGGCACAGUAUGCCAGCAAUAUUACUUCUGUGUUGUGCCAGUUUCCAAGCCAACAGAUAGCAAAUAUACUGGACAGUCAUGCAGCUACAUUGAACCGUAAAUCUGAACGUGAGGUU
This is a messenger RNA of Staurois parvus, 377 nucleotides long. The record is from the annotation of a GenBank genome assembly. NCBI's taxonomy places the organism in Eukaryota, Metazoa, Chordata, Amphibia, Anura, Ranidae.